Molecule: messenger RNA, 582 nt
Organism: Schistosoma mattheei
Lineage: Eukaryota; Metazoa; Platyhelminthes; Trematoda; Strigeidida; Schistosomatidae
Source: the annotation of a GenBank genome assembly
UUUAAAUCGAAAAGAGAAUGAGUAACUAAUCACCCAUAAGAUUAGUAAUGUAUUUCUUUAAUUUCAUGUGCUCAUAUUGUAUUUUUCUUUUAACUAGUGUAACUUAAAUGUAACCUGUAUAACAUACUAUGCAAUCAAAAACAUGUUCGUUGAUUUUAAAAGAUUAACACAUGUGAUAGAUAUUAUGACUUAUAUAAGUUAUUCUUAAAAUAAAACAAUCGUAAUUACUUUUAAGAAAUUAUGAAGAGAUUCAGAAUUCAUGAAAAAUCAAUACAAAUUAAAAAAGUAAUUAUGGAUGAAGAAAUGCAAAUGGACGUUAUAAGCACUGUUAUUGCAGCAUUGCACAUGUAUGGAAAUGAAUAUACAAAAAUGAAAAAGUUCAUAGAAAACAAACUGAAUAAACGUUAUCUUCCUACAUGGCAUUACAUAACUGGUUAUGAUGUGGAUAGGUUACUCAUUACUAAUGCCUGUUCAAUACUUCAUUUCAUUCAAAUGUGAAGAGAAGAAUGUUACUGUUUUUAAAACAAUCUAAAUAUAAUAUGAUUACAAACAUUCAUUUAUUAUAUUUCUUUUCAAUUCCUU